Messenger RNA from Aspergillus costaricaensis CBS 115574, 638 nucleotides. RefSeq lists its product as uncharacterized. The transcript has 2 exons. The record is from RefSeq and is a predicted model, not a curated record. Lineage: Eukaryota; Fungi; Ascomycota; Eurotiomycetes; Eurotiales; Aspergillaceae. The coding region runs from base 99 to 590 and encodes 163 amino acids.
UCCCUCGGUCGCGGUCGGACACAAUCCUCAUUCAUUCAAUUAGCGAAUCACUAGUAGUAUCUUUCUAAAUCCUGCACAUUUUCACAACGCCAUGACGCAUGAUCUCCUCCUUCCCCUCUUCUUUGGCGUCUCCAAGGGAGGGGUUCCCGGAAUUCCAUCGAGCAGCCACAUGGGACAAUCUAGAUUUCUAUCUAACCUAUGGAAUGUGGAUGGUUGACGUGACAGGGGAAUGCGCCCAUGCCUUUACCAUUUACUCUCUGGGCAAGUCUUUCAUCGCGUGUCUGAAUUGCCUCCAAUGCUAUCCCUUGCGCGUAUGUUUGGUUGAGUCUGUUGUUCUCCUGCAAGGGACCGUUCGGUGCAGACGUUGCACGACACUGCAUCUGAUUGCAGGACCUCCCAUCGGUGACACUCAUGGCCCAAGCAACGUCCGAGGGUACUUCGUAGCUAGUCUAUCUAGGUAUGAUCACAACAGAUCGCCAGCGUCCGGAUACCGCAAAUCAGCAUGCUCCUCCAGGAAUCCCAUCCAUCGCUUCAGGAACCCACUGCCCCUGUGGAGAACAGUCAACGUCAACGAUUUGCCUACAAAGUAAAUGCUGACUACGAGAGGGGCACUCACUUGCUAAUCGUCUCCGAGUCAC